Molecule: messenger RNA, 1689 nt
Organism: Colletotrichum godetiae
Lineage: Eukaryota; Fungi; Ascomycota; Sordariomycetes; Glomerellales; Glomerellaceae
Product: glycylpeptide N-tetradecanoyltransferase
Exons: 3
Coding region: 1-1689 (562 amino acids)
Biological process (GO): N-terminal peptidyl-glycine N-myristoylation
Cellular component (GO): cytoplasm
Molecular function (GO): glycylpeptide N-tetradecanoyltransferase activity
Source: RefSeq, a predicted model, not a curated record
AUGCCUGCCGAAGAGUCCAAACCCCUCGACCCGGCCGUCAAAGACGCCAACGACGCCCUUGCCGAGGCGAGCGACAAGGGCAAGGGCAAGGAGGCCGAGGUCGAGUCCGAGGACGAAGAGGAGGAUGCGCCCGAGGAGACCGCACCCGACGCAGCUUCUGGCGCCGCAAAGAAGAAGAAAAAGAGGUCCAAGAGAAAGAAGGUCAAGGAUGCGCUCACCGGCAAGCCUAGCGAUCCGGAGGCUGCCAUUAAGGAGGCCAUCGGUGGCCUGACGCCACAGCAGCUCACCGAGCUUCUCGCCCUGAAUCCGGCUUUGGCGAACGAGCUUGGUGUUGGAAGCUCCAGCAGCAAGUCGGCCGAGGAGACUGCCGCGGCGAUGAAGAAUCUGAACCUCCAGGACAUCAUGACUGGCCUGGCCUCGGCUGGCAAGAAUGCCAAAGAUAUGGCAAGCUACAAGUUCUGGGCGACGCAACCCGUGCCCAAGUUUGGUGAGGCGGAGGCUAAGGUUGAGGAUGGCCCGAUCCGCAUCCAGAAGGUAGAAGAGGUGCCUACGGAGGCGUCACCAAUGGUGGCUGGCUUCGAGUGGGUUACUAUGAACCUCGAGGACGAGGGUGAGAUGAAGGAGGUGUACGAGCUGCUCAACGGCCACUACGUUGAGGAUGAUGAGGCCAUGUUCCGCUUCAACUACUCGCCAGCAAUGCUUCAAUGGGCCCUCAUGGCUCCCGGCUGGCGCAAGGAGUGGCACGUUGGUGUUCGCGCGACGCAGUCUCGAAAGCUCGUCGCCUUCAUCUCUGCCAUCCCGGUCAACUUGCGCGUGCGCAAGAACGUUGUCACUUGUUCUGAAGUCAACUUCAUGGUUGUCCAUAAGAAGCUCCGCGGCAAGCGCCUUGCACCCGUGCUCAUUAAGGAGAUCACGCGUCGCAGCAACCUGCGCGAGAUCUGGCAGGGUCUCUACACUGGUGGUGUCGUGCUGCCCAAGCCCGUCAGUACUUGCCGUUACUUCCACCGCGCCCUCAACUGGCAGAAGCUGUACGAGGUUGGAUUCAGCCCGCUGCCCCCCAACAGCAAGCCUCAGUACCAGAUCCGCAAGUACCAGCUUCCGGAUAACACGUCGACCAAGGGCCUACGCGAGCUCCAAGAGAAGGACCUUGAUGGUGCAAACGAACUUCUGGCAAAAUACUUGAAGCGUUUCGAUAUGGCCCCCGAGUUCUCCAAGGACGAGUUCAGACACUGGUUUCUGCAUGACAAGAACGCCCCCGGCGAGCAGGUUAUCUGGACAUAUGUCGUCGAGACCAAUGGAAAGAUCACCGACUUCUUCUCCUUCUACUGCCUCGAGUCUACUGUCAUCAACAGCUCAAAGCACCAGGUCGUCCGCGCCGCCUACCUCUGGUACUACGCCUCCGAAGUCGGCCUCGCCACGCCCCUCGACAAGGCCGCCCUGAAGACGCGACUGAACGCCCUCAUCGGCGAUGCCCUGAUCUUGGGCAAGAAGAACAAGUUCGAUGUCUUCAACGGUCUGUCCCUCUUGGAUAACGGCCUGUUCCUAGAGCAGCAAAAGUUUGGUCCUGGUGACGGACAGCUUCACUACUACUUGUUCAACUACCGCGCAGCCCCUAUUGCUGGCGGCGUCGACAGAAGAAACAAGCUUGACGAGGAGAACCUGAGUGGAAUUGGCUUGGUCAUGUUGUAA